AUGAAUCAGCUAAGCCGUAACAUGUUUCACUCCAGCAUGAAAAGGGCCUUCUUCUGGCAAAUCGCCGUUCUCCGGCAGUGCCUCCGGUCUCUCUGGAACCAUGUUCUUGCUUGCUGGAUGGGCAAAUCCGUGAGCUACAGGCAGUUGCAGCAGAGGAUCAUUAGUUCCUCGCAGAAUUCCGGCGUUCUCAAUGGCGGGUUUUCUCCCAAGAACGGGACCUCCGGCCACCGGUUUAGUAUCGACAGAGAUUUGUCGUCCUCCGACUUGGUUUCCCUCAAGAUUAGUCUCCUGGGUGACAGCCAGAUUGGAAAAACUAGUUUUCUGGCAAAGUACGUAGGGGGAGAGAAUGGAGGAGAGAAAUCGGAAAUGGCAGGGAUAAAUCAAAUGGACAAGAUAUUAUCAGUAAAAGGUGCUCGGAUUUCGUAUAGCAUGUGGGAAGUAACAGGAGACAAUACUUCACAUGCUCACAUUCCUGAGGCUUGUAAAGAUUCUGUAGCCAUCAUCUUCAUGUUCGAUCUCACCAGUCGGUGUACCUUGAAUAGUGUCAUCAGAUGGUACAAACAAGCCAGGAAAUGGAAUCAGACAGCACUUCCAGUGAUGGUAGGAACCAAGUUUGAUGAAUUCAUCCAACUGCCUAUAGAUUUACAAUGGACAAUAGCAAACGAGGCAAGGACAUAUGCAAAGGCGAUCAAUGCGACCCUGUUCUUUUCGAGUGCAACCUACAACAUCAAUGUGAAUAAGAUCUUCAAGUUUAUUACGGCGAAGCUGUUCAAUUUACCUUGGACUGUGGAGCGCAAUUUAAACAUUGGCGAACCACUAAUUGAUUUCUAG
Messenger RNA from Oldenlandia corymbosa var. corymbosa, 831 nucleotides. NCBI's taxonomy places the organism in Eukaryota, Viridiplantae, Streptophyta, Magnoliopsida, Gentianales, Rubiaceae. The record is from the annotation of a GenBank genome assembly.